UAGCAAUCUCCCCCUUGUUUGCAUAGUUUGGAACGUUUUUUUAAUUUGUUAGUUUCGGGUUUUCUGCGAGACAGCACCAAGUAUUUUUUUUAUUUAUUGAAAAUGCAGCUUUUGCAAAAAAUAGUAUAUCCGAAACUUCGAACAAUUCUCUUUCGAUCAUGUCGUCACAUACACUCGGAACGAGAUGCCAUUGUUGUAGCAUCAGCAGUUCGUACGCCAUGGGGCUAUCCAUUGGGUGAAAUAUCUUUGGUACGACCAACUGCACUGAUCACGGUGGCUUUAGAGGCUGCCAUCAAACAAGCAGGAGCCCCAUUAGAGAAAAUAAAACAUAUUUCUGUAGUUCAGAAAUCUUGUGGAGAGUUGCAGUUGAAUUUGGAUGAAAUAUGUAAUGGCUAUUUAAAGAAAGCUAACAUUCAAAUUGAAAAUGAGGUAGAGCAGAAACAUAGUGCUUAUUCAUCCCUGGUGAAAAGCAUUGGAGAACUAAUGGCUGGUAGUUCCGAAUUUGUUGUAGUUGGUGGGGUAGAAACCGCAUCGGAAAUACCUCAUAACCAGGGAGUUAUAAACAAUGGAGAUUAUUACAAAUCAUUACAUCAUAGAGCUACUUUUCAAGGAUUAUACGAUGUUGAACUAGUCCCUUUGAGAAUAUUGCAACAAUUGCCAAAUCAAAGAAGAUUUCAAAUAGAAAUUGAACAAGAUGAAGUUAAUGAAGAAAACAGUUCCACAUAUCAUGGUGCGGCGGCAUUGGUACUUACCACCAUGGCCAAGGCAUUGGAAUAUAAUAUAAAACCUUUGGCUAAGCUAAAAGAUUACAAUAUUGUGGAAAAUGCAGACAUUGAGAAAAUGCCACUGGAGGUGCGGCACAUAGUGGAGAGAUCAAAUGUUGAUAUUAGUCAAAUUAUGCAUUGGGAAAUUAAUAACAAUGCCCUGAAUACAAUUCAGGACAAAUUUAAUAUACCAGAAUACAUUAAUCCUUAUGGUUGUAGUUAUUUAACUAACUCUUCAGCGGCUUCGUUGUAUCGCAUGCUGACACACAUGAGCCACAGUCUUCAGCCGUAUAAUUUGGGAGGUUUAAUUCAUUCAAACGACAAUGAUGCUUUAAUUGCUCUAAUGGAGAAAUUACAUUUUCCAAAUGCCCAGGGCACACUACCCCGCCUAACAUUAUUCACCAAGGACCCGUGUCAUUUGUGUGAAAUGCUGGUAGUAGAUUUAGAAAUGAAUUUUCUCGGUGAAUAUGAAUUGGAGAAGGUGUACAUAGAUAAGAAGGAGAAUGUACGUUUCUUACGUUUAUAUCGCCAUGAUAUACCUGUUCUUUAUUUGAAUGGUCAAUUUCUUUGUAUGCAUCGUUUGAAUGCUAGAGUUUUAAGACAAAAGUUGGAUAUGUUGAAGAAGAGGAAGCAAAUUCAAUAAAUAAAAAACGAAGUCGUUUUGUGCACAAUAAUCAAUUCUAUCUCCAAAUAAAUGAAAAAUUAGCGAUGCUAUUGCGUUGUUGACCUAGAAAUAGCAAAACAAACUUUAUUGACUAUGAGAAUAACAGGAUGGUAUGUAAAUUGAUAGUCCACGUAUAGUGCAGGGACGGGCAG
This is a messenger RNA of Musca domestica (house fly), 1580 nucleotides long. RefSeq names its product acetyl-CoA acetyltransferase, mitochondrial. The transcript has 3 exons. Gene Ontology annotation, molecular function: acyltransferase activity, transferring groups other than amino-acyl groups. Lineage: Eukaryota; Metazoa; Arthropoda; Insecta; Diptera; Muscidae. The record is from RefSeq and is a predicted model, not a curated record. The coding region runs from base 103 to 1407 and encodes 434 amino acids.